Boeremia exigua is the source of this 1231-nucleotide messenger RNA. RefSeq lists its product as uncharacterized. Lineage: Eukaryota; Fungi; Ascomycota; Dothideomycetes; Pleosporales; Didymellaceae. The transcript has a single exon. The record is from RefSeq and is a predicted model, not a curated record. The coding region runs from base 326 to 796 and encodes 156 amino acids.
UGACCGCAUUGAGCACAAGCGAUUUCCAAUUAUGUUGCAGCGAGCCUUGCAGUUACAUUUUCUGCUCGUGUUAGGCAGCUCGUAACUGAAACCUCCGCGUUCUGUCGAGAAACAGUGUCCCUUGACGUCAAGCAAAUCGUAUUUGCUCUCGAAAUGCCGCAAUAUCCUUUGAGGGGAUGAUCGUACGUCAGGUAUAUAAGUCAAGAGGAUCUCCUCCAUUGAACAGCAUCAAACAACCAUCUGCACAACAACCGUCUACAUCUCAUCACCAAUCACCACGACUUCAACCUUUACCAAUCAUCUUUGAACAAUCAACACCUUCAAAAUGCAGUUCAAGGUCAUCGCCGCCACUUUCCUCGCCUCCGCUGGCCUUUCCACGGCCGCUCCCCUUGAGGUCCGCACCGAGACCUGCCCCGUCGUCCAGCAGGGAGACUACGUCUGGAAAAUUGACAACUUCUACGCUCGCAAGCUCGACGGCAAGACUAUCAGCUCUCUCCAAUUCAACGUCAAGGCUACCAACGGUGGCACUGCCGACUUCAAUUGCACAUCUGAGGGCGAUGUUGAGGACAACAAGUUUUACGAGUGUGGCAAGAACUCCUUCAUCUACUGGGCGUGGAACAGCGACCGCUCUGGUCUUCUCCUGAAGCAAGAUGUUUCCGAUGACAUCCAGUACGUCGCUACCACCACUCUCCCCAACUACUGCCGCGCUGGUGGUGCCGGCCCCAACGACUUCGUCUGCCAGGGUGUCUCGCCUGCCUACAUUACUCUAGUCCCCUACCCUUCCAAGCUCGAGUAAGGGAUCUCAGAGCUUUGGAAUGAUGCUUGAGCUCAACCCUACGGGGAGCAGGAGUGCAAGGAUGAACAAAGCGUAAACUGUGUAGACAUUAGAUUCGGUAUUAGCGACCUCACUCCUUCUUGUAUAUACUAUUUUUUCAGGUGUCACGAUAUCGUCAUCUUUAAGACUCACGAAUGAACAUCACCAUCAACAUCAUUACCCUCUUGUUUGUCACAACAUGCUACGCGGUGAUAGUUAACUUGGCUGAGAGCUGGUACAACAACUUCUGCAGUACACAAUGGCAAAUAGAAAAUAUCUCUGACACUAAUCUAUAGCCAUAGUAGCCUGUUGCUGCGAUCACGAUUAUGGCUUGACUGUUCCCGAAGGACGUACCAGACAAUACAGUUGAUGAAACAUGCUAACGCCGUGAUUUUGGUAAUGAGGGCCGCUUAGUCC